Molecule: messenger RNA, 1108 nt
Organism: Trichobilharzia szidati
Lineage: Eukaryota; Metazoa; Platyhelminthes; Trematoda; Strigeidida; Schistosomatidae
Source: the annotation of a GenBank genome assembly
CUUUUGCUAUUGGGUGGGCCUUUUGGUCUGCAUAAUAUUUAUUCAAUAAGAUCAAUUGACCUCAUUUCCGAGAUUUGAAAUGACUAAUCUAAUCUAUGAUCUACCUGAACAACUUCGAACAGUGAAAUUAUGUUCUCCACUGAUUUUUCGAUCACAAUUCAAAGAAUAUUUAAAUGAAUCUCUGAGUAGUAGUAGUACAAAACAAUUACUUAUUGAUCAGUUUAAUAUGAUAAAUACUAAAAGUUGUGAAUUGGAGAAAGCGAAUCAAUUGACGUGUCGUGCUGCAGUUCAUCCAGACAAUUAUUAUUUAAAUCGUUAUGACGAUAUUUUACCAUAUGAUCAAACGAGAGUUGUUCUCCGAAAUACAACUAAUCAGAAUCCAAUAAGAUUUUCAGAGUUAUCUACAAAUUUAAAUGUUGGUUAUAUUAAUGCUAAUUUUAUAAGAACGAUAGAACCGCCUAUCUCAUCAAAUGACACCAUCCUUCGUGCAAACAAUCAAUGUGAAUUUAUUGCAACACAAGGUCCAAUUAAAUCGACAAUUAGCGAUUUCUGGUAUAUGAUAUAUACAUUUAAAUGUCCAAUUAUUGUUAUGUUAACAAAGCUUCAGUGCAACAAUCAAACUAUCUGUCAUUUAUAUUGGCCAGAGAAAUUGAAUACUGUGAAACAUUAUAAAUCUGCAAACUAUCAAAUGGCAGUCAGUCUACUUGAAGUCAACCAAUCCGAUUGUUUUACUAAAAGAAUUUUCAAGGUUUCAUUGUCAAAGAAUCCAGGGGAAUCACACAAUGUUAUCCAUAUACAUUUCACUAAAUGGGAGAAUUUCGGUGUACCAACGACUGAGAAUAUGUGGCGACUUGUCAAGGAAUACGAUAGUAUUUAUCAGUCAAUUGUCAAAAGGUCGAAUGUUUCAUCAAUUGGUCCAACUGUUGUACAUUGUAGUGCUGGAGUUGGUCGAACGGGGACAUUUAUCAGCGUUUUAAUAAUUCAUCGACAUCUUCGAUCACCAGACUGUGAAUGGAUUACUCUGGCGAGUGUUGUAUUACUGUUAAGACUUUGGCGUUGUUGUAUGAUUGAAUUAAAGGUGAACUAUGGUUUGUUUGUUUUUUAUUAA